Molecule: messenger RNA, 897 nt
Organism: Diplodia corticola
Lineage: Eukaryota; Fungi; Ascomycota; Dothideomycetes; Botryosphaeriales; Botryosphaeriaceae
Product: chromatin associated protein kti12
Exons: 4
Coding region: 1-897 (298 amino acids)
Source: RefSeq, a predicted model, not a curated record
AUGCCGCUCGUCCUGAUCUCCGGAUACCCGUCCGCUGGCAAGACCUACCGCGCCCGGCAGCUGCUCGACUUUUUCCGCGACAAGAUUGCGCAGCUCGCUCCGACCGACGCCCGCAUUGCGCGCCUGAAGGUCCACCACAUCAACCAUCAGACACUCGGCCUGCACCGCGAUGUCUACCACUCGGCCCGCGCAGAGAAGGACGCCCGAGCUGCCGAGGCUUCGGCCGUCAAGCGCGUCCUGGGCCGGGACGACAUUGUCAUUGCCGAUGGCAUGAACUACAUCAAAGGCUUCAGAUACCAGCUCUACUGCGAGGCCAAGGCCAUGCAGACCCCCAGCUGCGUUGUGCACGUAGGAACGCCCGUCGACAGAUGCCGUGAGAUCAACCAGCGGCUGCUCGCCGACACCAGCACCGAUGGGGGCUACGUCGAGGAAGACUUUGAGAACCUGGUCUUCAGAUAUGAGGAGCCCAAUGGCAUGACGCGCUGGGACAGCCCUCUGUUCACCGUUGUGUACGAUGACGAGACCCCGCCUUUCGAUCAGAUCUGGGACGCAAUGGUGGGCAGUGACGGAAAGGCCAAAGUGGUUAGGCCAAACGCCGCCACCGUCCUGAAACCUGCCACUGAGCAGAACUACCUCUACGAGCUCGACAAGACCACUUCUGACAUCGUAUCUCAUAUCGUGUCCUGGCAGAAGGAUCAUCCGGGCGAAGAGGGGGGUGAGGUCACAGUCCCGGAUGCUGAAAACGCAGUAGCCCUCCCCGCAUCCAUUGUCUCGCUACCACAGCUCCAGCGCAUCCGCCGACAGUUCAUUUCGCUGAACCGUCAGCACAAUCUAUCGAAGAACCGCGUCCGGGAUCUCUUCGUCGACUACCUCAACGACGCAUUCCAAGCCGCAUGA